This is a messenger RNA of Dovyalis caffra, 1005 nucleotides long. NCBI's taxonomy places the organism in Eukaryota, Viridiplantae, Streptophyta, Magnoliopsida, Malpighiales, Salicaceae. The record is from the annotation of a GenBank genome assembly.
AUGGAGACUUCAUCAAUUACAGCUUUAAGUGAACUGGGAAUGGAGGAUCCAAGCUUCACCAACCAGUGGUACAUGAACUCUCUUGAUGAUAUCAACUUAUUACCAUUAGCUGCUGCAUUUGGAGAGAACAUACACCAGCCUUUCUCUCACCAAAAUUUCAACCUCAAAACCUCCAUGGAUAGCAGUAAUCUUGCUAUUAGACCAACAAAACAAUCGAAAACUGAUCAUUUGUCAAGCCCACAAUCAGCUUUUUCUCCUAACAUUCUCUCCUUUGUCAAUUCCAACCACACAAAUCAAAUGGGAUUCGUGAAGCCUAAAGAGGAGGCGGUAUGUUCUAAAAUCGUCGACAGCCUCCCUUCUGAUAUGUUAGUUUCUCAAGCUUCCUAUGGGAACCAAAACUAUGUGUUCAAGGCCUGCCAAGGACACAAGAGAAGUAGCACAAACGGUGCUAGACUUUCUCAAAGUCAAGAUCACAUUAUAGCAGAACGGAAGCGGCGAGAGAAGCUCAGUCAACGAUUCAUAGCUUUAUCUGCUGUAGUUCCUGGCCUAAAGAAGAUGGACAAAGCUUCGGUUCUAGGAGAUGCUAUCAAGUACUUGAAACAACUGCAAGAGAAAGUUAAAAUACUUGAGGAGCAAACAAAAAGGAAAACCAUGGAAUCAGUGGUCAUUGUGAAGAAAUCUCAUAUCUAUGUUGAUGAGGGUGAUGACAACUCUUACUCGGAUGAGUCUAAAGGCCCUAUUCAUGAAACUUUGCCAGAGAUGGAAGCAAGAUUCUGUGACAAACAUGUUCUCAUAAGAAUUCACUGUGAAAAAAGGAAAGGAGUUUUGGAGAAAACAGUAGCUGAAAUCGAGAAACUCCACUUAACAGUAAUCAAUAGCAGUGUUCUGGCAUUUGGGACUUCUGCUCUUCAUGUUACUAUUAUUGCACAGAUGGAUAUAGACUUCAACAUGUCAGUGAAGGAUCUAGUGAAGACUUUACGCUCAGCUUUCCAGUAUUUCAUGUGA